This is a messenger RNA of Amphiprion ocellaris (clown anemonefish), 1251 nucleotides long. Its product is annotated as Golgi-associated plant pathogenesis-related protein 1-like. The transcript has 6 exons. NCBI's taxonomy places the organism in Eukaryota, Metazoa, Chordata, Actinopteri, Pomacentridae. The coding region runs from base 147 to 602 and encodes 151 amino acids. Gene Ontology annotation, cellular component: extracellular region. The record is from RefSeq and is a predicted model, not a curated record.
CGAGGGCUGGGUGUCUGUCUCCUCCUACAUGUAGAGGUGAGGAGGGAGAGUCCAGCAUCUGUCCAUAAAUACCAGCUUCUAGACAGCAAGAGGAACUGCCUCUUCCUAGGAAACACCCUGAAGCAGGCUUCAUCACCGUAGAAACAAUGGCAGAUGCAAGCUUUCGUCAGGAGUUCCUGGACACCCACAACAAACUCAGGGCGAUGCACACUGCGCCGCCGCUGACCUAUAACAGCGAGUUAAAUGCAGCAGCUCAGAAAUGGGCCGAUCAUAUGCUGGCAAAGAGAAGUCUGGGGCACAGUGACACUCAGGAUGGAGAGAACGUCUUCUACAUGUCCAGCUCUCAAGGCAUUAAUGCAACAGGGAAAGAAGCUGUAGAUUCGUGGUACAGUGAGAUCAAGGAUUAUGACUGGAGCAAGCCUGGAUUCCAAAGCAAUACUGGUCAUUUUACUCAAGUGGUGUGGAAAUCCAGCACUGAACUGGGCGUGGGCAUGGCCACUGAUGGGAACCUGUUGUUUGUGGUUGGACAGUACCGACCAGCUGGCAACAUCAGCAACGAGGGCUACUUCCAGAAAAAUGUCGACCCCAAAAUUUCAGAGUAAAAGCUGUGCAUUUUACAGCUGGCGGAGACACGGCUGCAGCAGACAACACCUCCAGUAAGGAGACAGAAGUGCCCCCAAAGAAAAAGACCACCUGCACACUUCUGUAGAGGAAGUGGACAUUCCCACAGCCGUCGCACACACUUUGCUUACAUAUUCCAAGAUGUAAACAUGCAAAAAGAAAAGUCAAAUAAAGCACUGUGUUUCAUACGAUUGUCUGGUGUAAAAAACGUUGUAAGUGGAAUUUGUCUGUCAGAAAUCCCACGUAUAGCAUCAACUCUUCACUCAUUUUAGCUUCUACAUUCAUAUGAAGCAGACAGUUCAGGUAUAACGGUUCAUUUGAUGCCUACGAUGCUAUUUUAGACACACUCUCAAACAGAAUGUGAGCUUUACGUCAGGUGUCUUUCACUUCCAAAUGGUCAGAAAUGUAACCCUCUGAAUCCCAGACAGUUUCAAAGCAGUUUGUCACUCCUGCCAUAUUUUUGCUCACUGUUGGCAUAUUAUCCACUGCAAUAUCAGAUAAAGUCUUGCACCUCUAUGGAAACAACUGGGGGUUGCUACAAGGGGAGAGAACUCAUAAUGUCUGUUGUGCAAUAUGACACAGUUUUAAAGCCUUAAAGCAUAAAAUAAAUAAAUACAUUUUUUCUUUAAA